CUCCUCGCAAAGCAACAAACGCGCUUUCAGCGACAGGAAGAGUAACGAGACAGCUUGAGCAAGACUUGAACAUGCAGUUUUGUCAGCUCAGCCGUGGCUAAAGUUACGAGUUUGUGGAUAAGACAAUUUAAAAAGAAGAAAAAAAACCAUUCCCGAGGCAUCCUGAUUUUCCUCCUCAGAUUUUUCCACAACAGAGCAGAGCAACUGUCCCGGACUGUCCACAGCACUCUGUAUACGUCUGGGAGAACAGAGAGGCGACAAGAAGAAUGACGAGUUCCUGAGAUGCUCAACGGACUCGUACAUGAUUUUCUAAGGCCUCCAGAAGCUGAAGACGGGGUGUCAGUGACAGCACGAGUGACCUCUCUGAGCUGCCACCAUGGCCCUGGUUCAGCCUCUACCUGUAUCUGCUGAGCCCCACACCCCAAGCCUGAGUGGAGGAGCUCGCAGACGACACCCUUCUGCCCCUUCCCCCCCCAUCAACGCGCCACUGGCCACUCUGGAUCCUAUGGGUUCUGUCGGUAGCCUCGUCACCACCCACCCUGGUCCCUACCAGGACCAUCGCCCAAUUGUUGAGCUGGGAGCCAGAGUUCGACGGCCCACACCAGGAGUUUCCCGCGUGGACUCCGAGUCGCCCCAACAGGAUCUGUUACUGCAAAGCAUUCCCCCAGUCAAAAAACAGAACUCCACGACGUCCAGCAGAGGGCUGGAGAAGGAGACUGGGAACGGGAACUACACAUAUCUGAAUGAGGACUACAUAGGUGACUGGAAUGACAGUCAUGUGACACCUGGCAGCCCAGGAAGUGAAGUAGACGAGAUUAAAGAAGGAUUAAAUGGAAAUAUUGGAGGACCUCCUCCUAAACUGAUCCCAGUGUCAGGAAAACUUGAGAAGAAUAUGGAGAAAACAGUGCUGCGGCCCACUGCCUUCAAACCCGUCAUUCCCAAGAGCCGCUCCUCGAUGCAGUAUCUCUCGCCUCGCCAUUGUGCCAAUGUGCCAGAAAGCCAAAACAACCUGAACCUGCUCAGCCCCACCCACAGAGAUGUGUCGCCCUCCUGCUCUGAGAAGCGUAGCUCCUAUAGUGGUGGGCGUAACGCCGCUGGUGGUAACAGCCAGUCUUGCUCAUUAUCAGACUCUGGACGCAAUUCCCUCUCUAGCCUGCCGCCUUACAGUGCUGCCAGCUACAACCUGCCGUCGGGGGAGGCUUCCGCUGGCCACCUAGAGCCCAUGAAGAGCGCCCCGCCAGUGACUGUACAUGGACACUCCAACUCAGACAGCGGGCGAUCCUCCUCCAGUAAGAGCACAGGCUCUGGGUCGAUAAGUGGGCGGGGGCAGCCUCUGUCUGACAGCGGGUCUGGUGGGCGUUCUCCUGGCCCUGUGGAAGGCUAUGAGGGGGUGGUAAGGGAUCUAGAGGACAAACUGAGGGAGAGAGAGCUGGAGCUGCAGCAACUCAGAGACAAUCUGGAUGAGAAUGAAGCUGCAAUAUGUCAGGUUUAUGAGGAGAAGCAGAAGCGCUUUGAGCUGGAACUGGAGGAGCUGAGGCAGGGCUGUGCCACCAGGAUGCAGGUUGCCUCUCAGAAAGCCCAGCGUGCACAGCAGGUGCUUCAGCUGCAGGUUUUCCAGCUCCAGCAGGAGAAGAAGAAACUUCAGGAGGACUUUGCUCAGCUUCUGAAGGAGAGGGAGCAGCUUGAGGAGCGCUGCACCUCGUAUGAGCAUGAGAAGAUCCAGCUGGGCCCUCGACUCGAGGAGACCAAGUGGGAGGUCUGUCAGAAGUCUGGGGAAAUCUCGUUGCUGAAGCAGCAGUUGAAGGAAGUGCAGAGUGAGUUAGCUCAGCGUGUGGGGGAGAUCGUCUCACUGCGGGGUCAACUCAGGGAGACUCGUGGCGAGCUGACCAACACCCAGGUGCUGCUCCAGGAGGCCCACGGCACCAUCCGAACUCGAACACUGGAGCUGGAGGUGUGUGAAAAUGAGCUUCAGCGUCGCAAGAGCGAAGCAGAGCUACUCAGAGAAAAGGUAGGACGCCUGGAGGGGGAAAUGGCUCAUCUCCGAGAUGCUCUGGUCAAUCAAGGCCCGGGAAACAGACAGUGUCAGGUGUUUCAGGAAGCCGAGGAGCAGCUGCUCGCCUACGAGAGCGACGAAGCGAAGGCUCAGCGGCAGAGCAACACCGAGGCGCUGCAGAGCAUGAAGGUGCAGAUGGACAGGAUGAGAUCCGAGUUAGCUUUUGAGCGUCAAAAAGCUGAGCAGCAACUGGGAAGCUUUGAGGAGGAGCGCAAGAUAUGGCAGGAGGAAAAGGACAAAGUAAUUCGCUACCAGAAGCAGCUGCAGCAGAACUAUGUGCAGAUGUAUCGCAGGAACCGAGAGCUGGAGCAGCUCCUGCAGGAGCUCAGUUUGGAACUGGAAAGCAGAGAUGAUGAUGAGGGCAGCGGCAAUGAGAUCAACUUUGAUGAAAUUGCCGCAACAGAAAUUUGACCCUCGUAUCUGUCCUUUGAUUGUGUUUCUUUUUUUUCUUUUUUUUAAAAUUUUGCACUACUGUAAGCUAAUUGUCUUUCCUCCUUCAUGUUCAGACAAGCAUAAAAGUACUUAAAAUGUAAAAAAAAAGUGGUGUUUCACACCUGCACCGCUUGAUUUCUGCUUCAUUGGUCUGGUCUACAAGUCUCACUUUAAAGCCACUGACCUUUAAUUAGUUGUUAGCCCUCCACCUCAAUCCUUUGCCCUUCUAUUAAUGUCUGUUAGUAUUAACACCGACCAGAUAUAAGCAUACGAGCCCUGGUCCUCUCACGCUUUUCAAAGUUCGUGGGAGAUUUUGUUUGUGGGUGACUCACUUCUCUCAUUCUCUCAACCUUUCGCUAUCCUCCCCCUGUGUUGGUUAUGACUCCACCUUCCCUGCUGGCUUUAGCACUCCCACUCUGUGUUAGUAGUCAGCUCUCAUUAGUGCAGUUCAUUUAGACGGAGCCCACGCUGUCGUCAGUGAUUGUGGGAUACCACACAAUCAGGAUGUCAUGAUAAGAGUGAGUGAAUCAGAGCCUGGUGCUAAUCGCUGACAGGUCUAUCUUGUUGUUUUCCUCAGAACUAGUCAAGCUUUUAUGCUAACUGUUCAUGACCAACAAGUAAACUGUUGAUCGUUCUCUACUUAUUUUCACUGUAGCAACAAAAAACAAAACCCUAGUUUUUUUGUUGCCCAAAUAUGUUGUUUCUGGACAUGUAAUGAUCUUGGAAAACAAACUUAAGGCUUCUUAAAAAUGCACUCUGAUAGUUUGGAAAUACAAAGUGGACUAUUAGUCUUUAUUUAUUUUAUUUUAUUUUUUCACAUUUAUACUAUUACAAGGUGGAUGCUCAUAUUAAAAAUGGCCAAUUAAAAAAAAUCUAAAAAAAAAAUUAGGUCAGCAUUUGAGCAAGUAAUCCCUGUGAGCCAAAAGCUCUGGCUUUUUAAAGUGCAUGUCCUUAAUAUAGUCAUAUCUGGCACACAUCAGCCCCAGCCACCUACUGUUCACACCUUCUGUUAGCGGUGGGCAGCCAAUCAAAAGAUCGCUUAGAGCUGCCUUAAGGCCCAGUAUGAGAUAUUUGACAAGUAUAACCCCAGGAUUAACACUCGGUACAGCUGGAGCUGAUUGCAUCCACUUAAGACAAUGCUUGUAGUUUCACCAUGCUGCGUUCUGGUGUGAUUUGAAGGUUCGCAAGGAAUGGCAAAAAAUUGUCAGAAUUGACAGAGACAUUCAACCAGUGUACUCCCCAGAGCUCGUAAUGUGCACAAUAGGUUCCCCUUAUCCCUAAAUUAAUGGAGAGGGUGGAAGCCGUGUCAUCAACAUCUGUCUAGUCUUAAUUCACAGUAUUUAACAAUGCCUGGAACAAAUAUUACUUUAACACCACUACACAUAUCAGCUUUAAGCUCGCACAGACACAAACAUCUGUGCCACAGUUAUCUCAAGAUUGGAUUAAAUAACUCUCCCGGAGAGUAGCAGCAGAACAUGAGGAUAAAAUCUUCCAAAACCUUAACAGGACAGUAACUUCAUGAUAUCACUGCUUUAAAGAUGAUAUUUACCAAAAAACAAUGUCCCAAAUCACUUCCUGUUUACUGUUCGAUUUAUAGUUUUUCUGCACCAUACAGUGGCUUUAAUUUCCAGAUACGGAACAAAAACGAUCUCCAUGUCAUGUUUACCUCUUUCUGUUACCAGUGCUGUAGUACAGUCAGUCACAUCUUAUUCAAAUCUACGCUAAAAAGUGUGCUCACUCUUAGUAAAAUGCUGAGCAUGUGUUUUACGGGUGAGAAAUAGCCCAGGACUCUGAAACUGAAGCAGCAAAAUGGAGAUUAGCCAUGAUUUAUUUACUUAUGUACACCUGUGCAUAAUCGUCUUGCUGUUUUUGCAAAAGCUAGACUGUCUUCAUUUUGUUAGUGUUUGGUGGAAACACCGUUAACUUCUCCCUUAAGUUUAGGAUCAAACUAUUUUGGCUUUAAAGAAAUAUGACAUCAGGACAAUAUGGAUGAUAAUUUUGUCUGGUAAUAAAUCAAGCGCACCCCUGUCCUUUACAGCAGUGCAACUUCACUUCUAUCCUAAAACCGAAAACAAAUUCACCAUUCAGUUCAGCUUGAACUAAAUGGAGAGACAAACAAGAGUCUUUGGUCAACAAGCUCUAACUCCAGAACAUGUUUGAAGUGAAAGGAUCAUCAGUGUUUGCCUGCAAACAGGAUCUCUGAGGGUUUCUCAUCUGGUCCUCUUUCAGUGAUGGUUAACCGGAUGUUUGCUGGUUAUCUGCUACUGCUCUCCCUCUGGUCCAAAGAGGAGCAGCAGUUUUUGUAAGUUUAACUUAAAAUGCACCAACUAGCCUGAAGGUCAAGGAAAUCCCAUGUGAAAAGCCCCCUUUUUUUUUUAGGUUUAGCAAAUUCACGGUUUUAAAUCAUCAAUAAUCAUGUUAAAUAAUCAGGAUUGCAAGAUUUUGUCCAAAAUUAUCAUGAUUGUGGCUUUUGCCUAAAUCGAGCAGCCUUAUUUUGUGGUUGUGGACCUGCUGCUGAGCAUGCAGAAGUAAAUAAGGGAGAGGUUGUCAGUGUUGGGAAUUAGAUGCAGUGUUUUGGAUCUCCUCAAACAUCCAGAUAUUAAAGGGAAAUCAUAAUGCCUAAUUUCUUAUAUCACACAGUAUAUUGUGACUGUUUUUCCCCUUUAUCAUUGUUUUGUUUUUUAAUCAUAAUUGGAGAAACUACUCUCAAAGAGGUCGUCGUUUUUCUGUGUGGAUAAAGUGUUAUGAACGUUUCCGUAUUACUCAUCGCGGAAAUGGCGAGCUCUUGUACCAAGUGACGUUUUCGUUUAAAGUCAAACUAAUUUUCCACCGACUGCUUGAAUCUGUUUAUUUACGCCCCUGUACCACAGGAGGAGACGCGUCCUGUUCCUCUCUCACUGCUGAGUGAAUCAUUAUUAUCCUCCAUUAUUAUGUAAAUAAACCUCACUUGUCCAUAACAUGAUAAAGUUUUCUUCCAGAGAUGUGUUCAUCUCACAAUAAAAGCAUAGCCACUGUGAAUAGACCAAAGCAAUGUCCCACGUUCUAUAUUUUGCUCCUACAGAUAUGCCUGUAUAUUACUGUUUGUGUAGAUGUUUGUUUUGGUUCCUCAGUAUAAUUUUAUAAUCCACAAUAUUUGUAUGAAAACAUUAAAUGUAUAUUUUCAUGCUGUACAUUUCUUGAACAAACCCACUCUGGUUUUAAUAAUAAAAAAAGAGACAAAAGUUUAA
Molecule: messenger RNA, 5712 nt
Organism: Maylandia zebra (zebra mbuna)
Lineage: Eukaryota; Metazoa; Chordata; Actinopteri; Cichliformes; Cichlidae
Product: leucine zipper tumor suppressor 2
Biological process (GO): negative regulation of canonical Wnt signaling pathway; cell division
Source: RefSeq, a predicted model, not a curated record